AAUUAGUGGUCUUCAUUAAUUGCAGGAUAAGAUUAUCGUGUUAUCAGAACGAUCCUGUGUAUUCCUGUGGCUUAUUUUGUGAUAUUGGUUCGUCCGGGAACUUAAUUUUACUGACCCUGUGUCGGGCUUCACGUAUGAAGAUUUGGAUAUGGAGCAGGAGCUGAUCGGAAUUUUGGAGAAAACCUUAUCUCCUGAUCAGAAUGAACUCAAAGCUGCGACAGAAUUCCUCGAGCAGGCCGCGAAAGCGGACUUGGUGGCUUUCCUGCGAACCCUUUCGGAUAUUUUGAAAGCCAGGGCGGCGAAUCCAAUUGUUCGCGUAGCAGCCGGUCUUCAGCUGAAAAAUCAAAUCGCCUGGAAAGAUCCCGCAAAGAAAGAUAUUUUCACACAAAAGUGGUUUGCCAUCCCCGAAGAAGCUCGACAGAUAAUCAAAACAAAUGUUCUCGAAGCACUUGGCACAGAAGGCCAACGUCCUAGUACAGCUGCGCAAUGUGUCGCGCACAUCGCUAUAAUAGAACUUCCCCGCGGUGUUUGGCCUCGUUUAAUCCCGGACUUGGUCGACAACGUGUGCAAAGAAGGUGUUCCUGACUCAUUAAAAGCAGCAUGUCUCGAGUCCAUCGGCUACAUCUGUCAAGACAUCCAACCCGCAGUUCUUGCCGAAGUAUCGAACAGUAUCCUGACAGCCAUAGUCAACGGGAUGCGGUUACCUGAUGAGAACAUUCGGUUAGCUGCUGUCAAUGCCUUGCUGAAUUCGCUUGAGUUCACGCAGAACAAUUUUGCCGUCGAGAGCGAACGGAACGUUAUCAUGACCGUGACAUGUGAAGCCACGACGUCCAAUAAUACGCAAGUACGCGUGGUGGCCUUGCAGUGUUUGGUUCGAAUUAUCUCGUUGUACUACGAGUAUAUGGAGGUUUACAUGGCCAGUGCCCUUCUGCCGAUAACUCUGGAGGCCAUGAAUUCGGACACGAGCGAACUGGUGCUGCAAGGAAUCGAAUUUUGGAGCACGGUGUGCGAAACCGAACUGGACUUGGCUAUCAACGCGUCAGAAGCAGCAGAGUUGGAGCGACCCGCGCUUGCUGAUCAGUCCCGAUAUUACGCUAAAGGUGCACUCAAGUACGUUCUCCCGAUAGUGCUUGAAACGUUGACCAAACAAGACGAGUGCGACGAGGACGAAUGGACGCCGGCCAAGGGCGCCGGCGUGUGUCUGUCACUGUUCGCCGAGUGCACGGAAGACGCCAUUGUCGAGUAUGUUGUGCCUUUUGUCACGCAGAAUAUUGGCAAUGGGGACUGGAGGUAUCGUGAGGCUGCUGUGAUGGCAUUUGGGUCCAUUCUUGAAGGACCGUCGAAUGAGAAGUUGAAGCCUAUGAUGGAUGAAGCGUUGCCUGUGCUGAUGAAUUUGAUGUCAGAUACGAGUAUCCAAGUGCGAGAUACGACGGCUUGGACUCUGGGUAGAAUAUGUGAAUACUCGGACGUCACGUCAAAUUCUGAAGUUCUCACUGCACUUCUUAACGCCUUCUGUGUUUCACUCAGUGAUGAACCGUCUGUCGCCGCCAACGUUUGUUGGGCCUUGAAAAGCUUGAGCUUUGCUGCAUACAUGGCCGUCCAAACUAGUGACGAAGAGAGCAUUGAGCCGGAUGCGUAUCCCUUGUCGCCCUUUUUCCACGUUUUGAUGCAGAAACUGUUGUGGACAACCGAACGAGCCGAUGGCGCACAGAGCAAUCUCCGCGGCUCAGCCUACGAAGCCAUAAUGGACCUGGCGAGCCACUCGGCCAAGGACUGCCACGUGGCUGUGCAAGAAACCAUGCUCGUCAUUCUCGAUCGUUUGCGCCAAGUUCUCAGUCUGGGUGGACAAGUUGAUACCCAACCCGACCACCAGCAAGUUGUGGAUGUGCAAGCCAAUCUCUGCGCCGCGUUGCAAGUCAUCUUACGAAAAUUGCAACCGGAUGAGAUCGACACGAUUGGAGACGCUGUCAUGACUGCGUUGUUGCAAUUGUUGUCUACCACUCGGUCGCAUCGCGGCGUGCAGGAAGACGCUAUCAUGGCCGUGGCGAGUUUCAUCGACGUGAGCAGUGCCAAGUUCACCAAGUACAUUGAAGCCUUUGUUCCCUUUUUGCUGCUUGGAUUGCAAGCUGUCAACUCGCCUCAGGUGAACUCAGUUUCCGUUGGAAUCGUCGGGGACUUGUGUCGAGCCGUCGGGGACAAAGUUCAACCGUAUGCCGAUGCCUUGAUGACGGAAUUGCUCAAGAAUCUUGCCAGCCAGGAAGUGCACCGAAAUGUGAAGCCGCAGAUUUUUUCCGUCUUCGGCGACAUGGCGUUGGCAUUAGGGGUUAGAUUUAGUAAUUACUUGCAAGCUGUGUUCACAGUGCUGCACCAGGCGUCCAUGGCGCAGAUUGAAGGGACUGAUCCGGAAAUGCGGGAAUACCUCAACGCUCUGAGGAUAGGUUGUUUGGAGACUUACUCUGGUCUGGUGCAAGGCAUGAAGGGCGAGAACAACAAUGUGGGUGUACAUUCGGGCGAAGGGAAUCCCCUAAUGGAGCUCGGGAACACGAUCUUGCCGCCUUUGAGCGAAUUCCUGAAGAUAAUUGCGCUUGAUUUGGGUGUCUCUGAUGAAUGCGUCUGCACAGCUCUUGGUCUCAUGGGGGAUAUCUCAUCGUCAUUCGGAGCUCCAGCGCUGCCAGUCCUCGAAACUCAUCCGAUCCCCUUGUUACUCCAACGCGGAAAAACGAGCAAAAGCAAAAAGACUCGGACGAUGACAUCCUGGGUCAUGAAGAGCAUGAAAAAGGCCAAGACCACUGCCACCUCCAACGGCGUUUGAUUCAGCUUCAGUGCCAACUUCUUUCGUUCCCAGCUUGCCGGUGUAAUCGUUCCUUUCAGUCUCCGUUUUUUUUUUCUUUCGUCUGCCAGAAAGUUUUCGAAUUGCGAAGGAAUCACGGAUAUUUUUAUGCAAUUUUUUUGUUCGUUUUCGAAGUAAGGCGUGACCUGCCGAGAAGAAGAUGAGGCAUGGAGAGAUACUCCGUCACUCGCGUACUUCUUAUUUCUCAUCGAUUUUUGAUCAAAACUCCGUCAAUUUUUUAAUCUGGAUGUAACUGGCAAAAAGACCUCCUUUGAAGAAUCCUCUGCUUUGUUUUCCGGUCGCAUAAUCUUACCUCGUGAACAGAACGGAAGAAACUUUCAGUGAUUUCGAAGAAUUUCCAGCGGCGAGUGCGGUUUGGUGAUGGUGAUGUAGAAAGAAGCGUUCACCGUAACGAUUCUUCGAAGCGGCUUUUUUAUCUUUGCCGGGCUGUGAACCGGCUGCGAAGAGAUAGGGUUAGAUUUUUGCGUGUUUCGUUUUUUCUUUUGGUGGCAUUGGAAAGCAGCGAUUUCCCCGGCGAGAAUUUUUUUUCAUGUUUUUUGUAACGAGAUUGCCGCAUUCGGGUGGCCGGGGUCGUGAUGAAGUUUUUUGCUCGCAGGCGUACCUUUUUUUUUUUUUUUUUAAUCACGGCUCGUUCCGCGAAUUUUUUCAAGCUGUAAUAAAGUGAAAUCUGUCUUCUCGAGAGAUUUACCCGAGUCCGAUGAGCCAAGAGUCUUGAUGAACGUGGG
This is a messenger RNA of Notodromas monacha, 3576 nucleotides long. NCBI's taxonomy places the organism in Eukaryota, Metazoa, Arthropoda, Ostracoda, Podocopida, Cyprididae. The record is from the annotation of a GenBank genome assembly.